Molecule: messenger RNA, 4141 nt
Organism: Scleropages formosus (Asian bonytongue)
Lineage: Eukaryota; Metazoa; Chordata; Actinopteri; Osteoglossiformes; Osteoglossidae
Gene: dstyk
Product: dual serine/threonine and tyrosine protein kinase
Exons: 14
Coding region: 1000-3759 (919 amino acids)
Biological process (GO): positive regulation of ERK1 and ERK2 cascade; cellular response to fibroblast growth factor stimulus; negative regulation of apoptotic process
Cellular component (GO): cytoplasm
Molecular function (GO): protein kinase activity; ATP binding
Source: RefSeq, a predicted model, not a curated record
ACCUAUGGAACGCCUGCUGGCCGGCUACGCACUGCGGGUUGUUUGUUUCAGGUUGGGAGGCUGACCAUGUCAAGGCUCAACGCUCUCGCUUGGAAACCUAACGCAGUCUGGGAGGAGUACUUGCGGCAGUCGCAUUCUUGGAACAUGGCUGCAUGAACCGACUUUUCGGGAGAUGGAAGAACAUCGCAGCUAUCUGCGUUAGCCCGAGUUGCCCGGCUGUCCGAGGCGUUGUCACCGUGGAUGUCUCUCUGGAAUUCCUCCGUCCUCCGGGUUGUUCUGCUGGCUAGUUAUGUAGUCUGCUAGGUGGUGGGACGGCUAGCUAGCUAGCUAAGUGCACAUCAUCAGCACCGCCGCCGAUCUCUUGUUCGCUCGUGGAUAAAAGAGUAGCAUCUUGCUUUCUUUUAACAUGAGCAAAACUGAAUCAGCUUCAUUUCGAAGUUAGCUAGCUAGCUGUCUGCCGAGGAAUGGAUGGUGAGGGUGUUGGUUUCAUGCAAUAAUUAGCUAGUAGUUAGGCGAGUAAGUUUGUUGUUAAAGCAGUAUUUUUGUCUACUAGUUCCAGCGACUUUUAACCAGUUUAUUAAUAUUUAGAUUGUUUCGCCGGGGUCCAGGAGGAUGUUCCGGAGGCUGGAGAGUGAGUCGGUGAGGCGGGCCUGACGGUUGUCGAGGUUUUUGCAUUAUUUGUUAGUGUUUUGGAGAGGUUCGGGGCAUUAAAAUUCGAGACACGGGGUUUUAUCUUUCUAACACUGAUUGAUCGGUGGUGGUGUGUCUAGUUAUGUGUACUUAGUUAGUACUGCUGUUCCUACGGGCUCACCGCUUCUUUGGCGGUCCGUUGAUUAGGGUGUCGCACCUGCGUCCUCGCUCGGGAGGGACUCAUUUAACACCGAGAAAUCGGUCGGACGCACUUGAGCACGGUUAGUUCAAGUCAGACACCUGUGUACGCUGGACACACCGGCGCUGCGCGCGCUCCGCGGGAGGAGAGGAGUCGAGAGGAGGGGGGUCAUGGAGGGUGGGGGCAACCCGCAGAAAGUCUCCUUUCUCACCAGAGACCUGAGUCGCGUGUUCGGCGGCUACAACAAGCAGGCGGCGCUGCUCAAGAAGAACCUGAAGGAGACCAACGCGUUCUUCCGCGAGAUCCGGCAGAACUGCGGCAACGCCUGCGCGAGCGCCGCCGGCUCGGGCUCCGGCGCUGCCCUCGAGGCAGGCCAGCUGAGUUGCAUCUCCUUUCCCCCCCAUGAGGAGGAGUAUCUGCAGACCAGCGUGGGGAGCACCCCCUCUAUCAUUAUCUUGGGCCAGAACUGUGCUGCCCGAUACCAGAUGCUGAACUACCUCCUUGGGGAGCAGUUACUGCCUCUGGGGCCCGAGGUGGGUGCCGGGUCCUGUGGCGACGGCGGCAGCUGCAAGCGGCGCAAGCUACGAUUUACCCAUGGCCGGCAGACACGCCUCAGCCUGGCGCUGCCUGGCCAGUACGAGCUGGUUCACCAGCUGGCAGCGCACUGUGGCCGCUGGGACACGGUGCCUCAUGAGGACCUAGAAGUCCAGGAUGAGUGUGAGGACCCUGCCCACCGCUUGGCCGAACUUGAGGUCACACUACAUCACACCCUACUACAGGAGUGUAGGAUCGUGGUGGUGCCAUGCCCUACUGUGCAACCCACCGAGGAAGCCCUAGAGGACUGCCAUCGAGACGUGGUGCCCGUCCUCCUCUACGCAGUCAACCAGAGUCUCCUCACAUCCCCCCAAGUGGCUGAGCUGCGCAGGGUUCAGGAGUUCCUGCAGUUCCCCAUCUGUUUCGUGCGCAUGCCAGGCGAGACCUCUGGUGCUGGUGAUCCACCUGAGCGGGAGCGUACUCCCUUGCAACGGCAGCUUGUCUCACUCGGCUUCCUCAGCAGCCCGUCAGGCAACUGCUCCUGCGGGGCCCCAUCUCAGGCCCCUCACCCAGCUGCCAAGCCCCAGAGCGUCCUAGGUGAAGUCUUUGACAGGCUGCACCGGCUGCUGGUGCCCUUUGCCAGGCAGGUCCUCAACAACCAGCAGGUAGAGGCCGCUAGCAUGCUCAAUGGCUUGCACUGCCGCUGCCUGGACCUCUUCAUCAACCAGGCGUUUGACAUGCAACGGGACCUACAAAUCACACCACGGAGGCUGGAGUACACGCGGGAAAAGGAGGGCGAGCUUUUUACCUCCCUUAUGGCCAUUGCUAACCGCAAGCAGGAGGAGAUGAAGGAGAUGAUUGUGGAGACACUGGCCAGCAUGAAGGAGCAGCUGCUAGAGGAUGCUGCUAACUUGGAAUUCACAGAUAUUAUCGUAACACCCAACGGGGAACCUGUGACCUCCAAGGACAUCAAGUCCUGUAUCCAUCAGAUUCAGGAGCUGAUUGUGGUUCGGCUCAACCAGGCUGUGGCGAACAAGCUCAUCAGCUCAGUGGACUACUUGCGUGAGAGCUUUGUGGGCACGUUGGAACGCUGCCUGAGCAGCCUGGAAAAGUCCAACCUAGACACUUCAGUCCACAACAUCACCUCCAACCACCUGAAGCAGAUUCUUAAUGCUGCCUAUCAUGUGGAGGUCACCUUCCAUUCGGGUUCGUCAGUUACACGGUUAGUCUGGGAGCAGAUUAAACAAAUUAUCCAGAGGUUGACAUGGGUGAACCCCCCUGCCAUCACAGCCGAGUGGAAGCGGAAGGUAGCCCAGGAUGCUAUUGAAAGCCUGAGUGCUGCUAAGCUGGCCAAAAGCAUCUGCUCCCAGUUCCGAACACGUCUCAACAGCUCUCAUGAUGCAUUUGCAGCCUCUCUGCGCCAGCUAGAGGAGGGCCACACGGGCCGGCUGGAGCGCACAGAGGACCUGUGGCUCCGCGUGAGGAAAGAGCAUGCCCCCCGCCUGGCACGGCUGUCACUGGAGAGCCGUUCGCUGCGAGAUGUGCUGCUGCACGGCAAGCCAAAGCUGGGAAGAGAGCUGGGUCGAGGGCAGUAUGGUGUGGUCUACCUCUGUGACAGUUGGGGGGGGCACCACCCCUGUGCACUCAAGUCCGUUGUGCCCCCUGAUGACAAGCACUGGAAUGACCUGGCGCUGGAGUUCCACUACACUAGAUCCCUUCCGAAGCAUGAGCGUCUAGUGGACCUGCACGGGUCUGUCAUUGACCACUCCUAUGGUGGUGGCUCCAGUAUCGCUGUGCUGCUCAUCAUGGAAAGACUUCACAGAGAUCUCUACACAGGGCUCAAGGCCGGACUGUCGCUACGGGAACGGUUGCAGAUCGCCCUGGAUGUGGUGGAGGGGAUCCGUUUCCUACACAGCCAAGGCCUGUUGCAUCGGGACAUCAAGCUGAAAAAUGUUCUGUUGGACAGACAGAACCGUGCCAAGAUUACAGACCUCGGCUUCUGUAAACCAGAAGCCAUGAUGUCGGGCAGUAUUGUAGGAACUCCAAUCCAUAUGGCCCCUGAACUCUUUACAGGGAAAUAUGACAACUCCGUAGACGUGUACGCCUUCGGGAUCCUGUUCUGGUAUUUGUGCACUGGUUCUGUCAAACUCCCAGAAGCCUUUGAGAAAUGUGCUAGCAAGGACCAGCUCUGGAACAAUGUCAAAAAAGGUGCCAGGCCAGAGCGCUUGCCUAGCUUCGAUGAAGAGUGCUGGCAGCUGAUGGAGGCCUGCUGGAACGGGGAUCCCUCCCAGAGACCCUUGCUGGGCAUCGUACAGCCCAGUUUGCAAAGCAUCAUGGUCCGGCUCUGCAGUUCAGACUCCGACCAGAAGACCGGGAGUUUUGAUGACUCUACUUGAAUCGCUGGUGGAAGAGGGGAUGAGAAGCACUUGGUGCAGAGAUGCACUGGAAGGUGAAACUGUCAAUGUGGAAAACGAGUGAGGUUCUAAAGGCCAAGGCAGGACUGAUAAUGUGUAUCAAGUCUAAUGUUCUUGCCUUUUAAGGAUUAUAGACACUAUUUAAGAGGUCCUGAGAAUUGCACACAACACACGCAUACGCACAAAUGUGCUUAUAUAUAGUUUGUUUUUGUAUGUAUGUGUUUGUCUGUGUAAUUCAAGCACACACUAUGCUUCUUUUAGCAUGCCUGCUAAUGCUUGCCUUUCAUAGGAUUGUUACUAGACAUAAAAUAUUGUUUUAAAAGUAGUUAGAAAAAAGCAUUAAUUUUGUUCGUAUUUAAAUGUU